AUGUUAUCAUUGAUUAAUGAUAAAAUCUCAAAUGUUAAUAAUGAUAAUUGUUCAUAUUAUGGUCGAUUAAAUUCAACUGGUUUCGGUAUUAUUCGAGCUUAUGAAGGAAUUCCAGAAAAUAUUCUUGUCAAUUUAAUCAUCUCACUGAUUCUUCUAUUACUUUUUGUUUAUUUACGACGUCGUUUUUCAGAUGCGAAAAAUAUUACCGAUAAUACAGAAAUAUCAAAUUUACUCUAUGGACGAAGUAAUUCAUCACGGCAUCUCAUUCACAACACAUAUUGGUUAUGGGUUCGAGAUUUAUUUCGAAUCACUGAUUGGGAUAUAUAUAAAAAUUGUUCAGUAGAUGCAUAUUAUUAUCUUUUAUUUCAUACAUAUUUAAUUGUCUAUUUACUUUUCGUGACAAUAUUUUCAUUAGCAGUUAUAUUACCAGUUAAUUUUCAAGGAACACAAGGAGCAAAUGAACAAAGAUUUGCGCAUACAACUAUUGCGAAUUUAUCACCGGAUUCAUCAUUACUUUGGAUUCAUGCAUGUACAUCAAUAUUAUUUGUAUUAAUUGGAAUUAUUGUAGUUUAUUUAUAUAAAAAUACUACACGAUAUUAUGCUACAGAGGAUAUGUAUGAAGAUGAAGAAUCAAAAGAAAAAGCUUCUCGAACAUUAAUGAUACGUGGAAUUCCACAAAAUGUAUGUGAUGAAGAACAAUUAAAUAAUUAUUUUCGAGAAGCAUAUUCGACAUUCGAAAUAACACAUUUAAUAUUGGUCUAUAAUAUAGCUCAAUUACAGCAUUAUUAUAAACACCGUGAACUUAAUUUUCGUAUUUGGCAACAAAGUAAAAAUAUGUAUGAACAAACAGGCAAACGUCCUAUUGUUCAUAAUAAUAAAUUUGGACAAAUGUGUGGUUGUUGUGCUAAAGAGAUUGAUGCAAUUGAAUAUUAUGAAAAAUUAUAUAAUUUUUAUAAACAACAUGUAGAAGAUGAAUUUACACAUGUAAAAGAAAAAAAAUGUGGAUUAGUUUUUAUAACAUUUUCAACAAUUGAACAAGCACAUAAAGUUUAUUCAGAUUUUCGUAGAAUAUGUUUUACACGAAAUCAUCGACCGGAAACAUCAACAAGUAAAAUACUUGGAAUUCAUCAAUGGAAAGUCAAAUUUGCACCAAGCCCAAAAAAUAUUAUUUGGAAAAAUAUUCCAACAAAUGAAGCUAGUCAUUGGUUUCGUAUUAUCAUCGUUAAUAUUAUUCUUGUAUUUUUUAUGAUAUUUUUAUCAACUCCAUCAAUUGUAAUGAGUACAAUCGAUAAAAUAAUUAAUAAAUAUCGUUCAAUAGAUUCAUUAAAAACUGUAACAGAUCAAUUUCAUAUUCCAGUUAUAUUAACAUCUGUAAUGCCUGUAUUAUUAUUACGUUUAUUUGCUGCUAUUAUGCCAGCUAUUGUUAGUAUAACAUCAUUACUUGAAAAACAAUGGAAAAAAUCUAAAUUAGAAAAAUCUAUGAUGAUUAAAUUAUUUGUUUUUCUUUUAAUGAUGAUACUUAUUUUACCAUCAUUAGGUUUAACAAGUAUUGAAGGAUUUCUUCGUUGGGUUUUUCAAAGUGAUGAAGAUCCGACACAUAGUGGAAGAAUUCGUUGGAUGUGUGUAUUUUUACCGGAUAAUGGAGCUUUUUUUGUGAAUUAUAUAAUAACAUCAACAUUUAUUGGAGCUGCUAUUGAAUUAUUACGUCUACCUGAUUUAAUAUCUUAUAUUUAUACAAUUGCAACAGUUAAAUCAACAGCUGAACGAACAGUUAUUCGACAUUCUCUUCAAUUUCCAUUUCGUUUUGGUGUACAAUAUGCUUGGACAGCAGCUGUAUUCAGUGUUAUUCUUGCUUAUUCUAUAAUAUGUCCAUUAAUAACACCAAUUGGUUUAAUCUAUAUGUUAAUAAAACGUGCCGUUGAUAAAUAUAAUUUAGUAUUUGUUUAUGAUACUGAAAUAGCUGAUAAAAGUGUUCAUCGUUUAGCUGGAAAUUUUAUUAUAAUUGCAUUAAUUAUUCAACAAUUAUUAUUAUUAUUUUUCGUUCUUGUUCGUUCUGAAUCAUUGACUUAUUUAUCAAUAAUAUUAUUGGGAAGUUUUAUCAUAACAAGUGGAGUUUAUAUUUGUUUUACAUGGUUUGAUUGUUGUGGUCGAUGGACUUCAAGAAGAUAUUCAUCGUCAAGAGAAAUCUUACCUGAGGCAUUGAGUAUUCGUCAAAAAUUAAAUGAUGUAGGUGAAUUAGAAGAAACGGAAGGUGGUGAAACAAAACAGCGAGUUACAUCGAAUUAUAUUCCAACUGUAUUAAAUGCAUGUUUUGAAGAAUUUAAUACAACAAAUAUUAGUCGUAGUUCAACACGUGAACGAUUACAACAAGGAAAUUAUGGAACUAUUGAUCAAGUUAAUCAACCGAUGGUUAUUGGAACUGGUGAUGGAAAUGAUUUACUUACGGGUUGA
Rotaria sordida is the source of this 2451-nucleotide messenger RNA. The record is from the annotation of a GenBank genome assembly. NCBI's taxonomy places the organism in Eukaryota, Metazoa, Rotifera, Eurotatoria, Philodinida, Philodinidae.